CAAAAUGGCGGCAGAAUUGUACGAGAAAUUAAUAUAGGAGAUCCAAUCAUCUCAGUUUUCGGAAAAGAUAUGACUAGAUUGCAAAUGAAAGCACCAUGGCAGAAGCGAAGAGGAUCCAGCUGACUGCUGUAGGCCCAGUUCAGUCGAAAAAUAAGGAAAAGAAGGAAAUCCCAACGCUUCGAUUUAACUUGACCCUCACGAAAAGCACUUCAAAGACCUGCCCGGAGUUCUCAUACACCGAACUUACUCGUAAUAUAUUGAAUGAAGCUAAGGAGAAUGAAGAAGCGAACCCAUUUUUGGACCCAGAUGAUCCCUUGGCUGUGGAUGACAGAGACAAGAUGUUGGCUCUGGCAAAAUCAUUUGAAGAAAAAUAUGGAAGCAAGCCCAGUAAGCGAAGGCGUGAAGAGCGGCUGGAGGACUUGAUAGACAUGGGGGAAGGCUACGAUGAGAAUGACCCUUUCAUUGACAAUACAGAAGCAUAUGAUGAGAUAGUUCCAUCUUGCCUGACCACAAAGCUUGGUGGGUUCUACAUCAACCAGGGGGCGCUGGACUUCAGAACCCUGGAGGAGGACGAAUCUGAGGCAGACCUCAAGGCAGUAACAAAAAAGAAAAGGAAGAAGAUUAAGAGAAUUACAUCAGAUGAAGAAGGAGAGGGAGGAAUUGUAAAAAGAGGUCCCAAGAAGAGGAAGUCAAAAGAUGGCGAGAUAAAGGAAAAGAAGAAGAGAAAGAAGUCAGCAGGAGAAAUGAAAGGAGAAGAAUUGUUGAAAAAGAUAAAAAGAGAAAGGGGUCGUCCAAAGAAACAGAAGGUGGCUCCCUCUGUGGCUGACCUACUUAAACAGCAUGAGAUCUCACCCACAUCUCAGGGGAAUACAGGGGGCGAUACAGGCAGCUUUAGUACAGGCGUCCAUAACGGUGUGACAGACCCGGAAGAGGCACAGAAGAUCGACUCCACCAUAGAAUCAGUGAUCAGUCAGUCGUUGACCCUUGCUCAGUCUGAGGAAGAGGAGGGCAGUCAGGGGGACGGGCAGUGGUCGGUUCCUGCUGUCCCUGGGGAAUUAGCCCCCAGACUCCCCACAGGCCUGUCUGAUGACCUGGAGAACAAGAUAGAACUCAUUAAAAAGGCAGCAAAACAAUCGACAGAGGGAAAGUGUAAAUUCUUUUCAGCUGCUGUCAAUAGACUUUUAUUAGACAUUGAACAAGACACCAGGGAAAUCAGUUGCUCACAACGAUCAGGGAUCUACAGCCACAUGGCCACCUUCCUACCCUGUAACAAGGAAACUCUGCUAAAACGGGUGAAGAAACUGAAACUGAAUGCGCAGGAUGACCAACUAAAGGAUCCAAUUAACAAACUCAAAGAAGCCAUAGAUGGCGCCAUGCCUGCUCUGCUGGACAGUUACCAGGCGGAGUGUGCCGCUGCCCACCAGGCCAGGCUUAUGGAAGCUAAGGACAAACUAGAAAGCAGCAAGGAUGAGAAGCCAACAGAAAAUGGUGCCGUUGUCCCAUCAGCUACAGGAGCUUCCACGGAGAGUGACGAGGAUGCGGAAGCCAGCCAGCAGGGAGAUAAGAAGAGAAUCAUGGCACCUCGCAAGAAGUUUGAGUGGACUGAAAGUAUCAGAGAGUUGCUGUGUCGUGUGGUCAGGCUGAAGCUCCAGGGCUAUGAGUCCACCAGGGCUAAGGGACAGACUGCCGAGGAGUACCUGAAGGGGUUCCUGGAGGCCGAAAUUAAAACUUUGUGGCCCAAGGGAUGGAUGCAGACAAGGAUGCUGUUUAAAGAAAGUAAAUCGGCUCACUCUUACCUUACAGGUCUACAGUAA
Messenger RNA from Lingula anatina, 1814 nucleotides. RefSeq lists its product as uncharacterized. Gene Ontology annotation, biological process: chromatin organization. The record is from RefSeq and is a predicted model, not a curated record. Lineage: Eukaryota; Metazoa; Brachiopoda; Lingulata; Lingulida; Lingulidae. Gene Ontology annotation, cellular component: nucleus.